Amoebophrya sp. A25 is the source of this 4113-nucleotide messenger RNA. The record is from the annotation of a GenBank genome assembly. Lineage: Eukaryota; Dinophyceae; Syndiniales; Amoebophryaceae.
UUUUUUAGUUUUCGCGUGUAAGUACUCUACUUCCUUGUUUGCGAUCAGUAAGUCAUAAGAAUCUGAUGUGAGGUCUCGACGUGAGAAAACACAAAAAUGCCUCCCACACGGUACUGCAGCAGUUCCGCCGGAAUUGCGAUGCUCUGCCAGGCGUAGCACGGGUUUGUAGACGGCAAAGCAUCGUCGCGGAACAAGUCUCCUCCAGGAGAUCAUUGACUAGUUGCCGACGAGGAUGGUUCAUGGCACCUUAGUUUCAGUACAGCCUGGUUCGGCGAUCUUGGUAGAUGGUUUCGGCAGUAAGAGUGCGGACGUGAAGCAUUAUAUCUUGUCGCAUUUCCACAGCGAUCACACAGGAGGACUCGGACGCGGCUUCAAACAUGGCACCAUCUACACCACUCCUCUGACUGCGGAUCUGAUCAUCCACGUGACAGGAGUGAGACCCGAAUACGUCUGUCCUGUACCAUAUGUUAAGGCUCAACUUUCAAUGGUCAUUGGGGUUGGUCACUGAGAUCGAAGAUGCGACCCCUUGAGAGAACAGGGGAAAACGACGGGAAAGGGGAGAGCUUUGAAGGGGGUCGCUUCCGUUCCGAGUCAUGAUGACCAAGGAGUGCUGCGCUUUAAAUAUGGCGAAGUGAAGUGGAUUGGUGGAGGGCCUGGCGCUGGUCUUCAUGGUCUUCAUCAUGGUCGUGGUCAACAUGGUCAUGCUGGUGGAGGUGAAGAAGGAGAGCGUGAGGUCUUCCUCGUUUUCCUAGACGCGAAUCACUGUCCCGGAGCAGCCGUUAUGCUGAUUGGCAGUAUACGAACUGGGAAAACCGUACUGCAUUGUGGCGACUUUCGAGGAACGCCAGCAGUGGCACGAGACGUAAAGCAAUGGCUUACUAGGAAGCUGAUUGAAGACACAACGUGGACAUCAUUCCAUCCGAACAACGGCACUCUCGACGUGAUCUAUCUCGACAAUACGUAUUGUCGUCCACGAUGGGUCUUUCCCACGCAAACAGCAGUUCUUCGUCAGUUGCAGGUCUACGUUGACAAAGAAUUGAACGAGAAUGCGGACAAGAAGAUCUUGUUCUUCAUCGGCUCUUACGCGAUAGGCAAGGAAAAGGUGGCUGCGGUUGUGGCAGAGACAGUUGCGAAAUGGAGAAGGAGGAAUGCUUCUGGAAAAAUUCUUGCGCUUGCGGAUGGUGGAACAUCAGGUGUAGCUGUUGUAUCAAGAAAUGAAAGUAGGGAUAGGAAAAGUGAAAAUCUGCAGGGUCGUUCCUGUUCUCCAUCCUUGAUCGUCAAAACGAAAAGGCGUUGGCAGAUCCAGAAACUGGUACAGAAACAUUACUCCGAAUUCGACUACUUCUGUGGCUUGUGUGAAAUUGAGGAUGCAACUGCUGCUCAGGCCGUAGGCACAGGCAGAAAUGAUCUCAAAGAAAAUGGUCCAAGAAGCGUUAGAACCGAUCAGCAUGAAGAUGAUAAAAAGAAUCUUUAUCUUUAUGCGAAUGGCCAUGCGCAGAGCAACGAAGAGCUAGUACCUCAAAAGGAAGUGCAAGAACAUGCUGUUUGGAUGGUUCCUUUAGGGGAAAUAAGGCACGAUAGACUUCUCCGAAAUUUGACCAUUGGGCCACGACGGUUGAAUCGCCUCGAACUCGCAGAACGGUACGGAAAGGAAGGAUUCCUGCCUGACCAACAGACAAAGGGGAAAGGGAAGAAAAAGAACGGCGCUAAUGGUAAAAAUGGAGCUGGAGGAGACAAGAAUAAUAGUAGAGCUGUGGAUCAUGACGACGUCGAGAUGUCGUCGAAGAAGGACAAGUAUAAUAGUGUGGACGCGGAGCAGGUGGAAGCAGAUAACUCUGCAGCAGACGAAGAGGAUGCAAAGGCCAUGCAGAUCAUUAGUGGUAUGAACAAUGGUUCCUCAUUUGAUUCGAGAAAAGCCAAAAAUGGAGAUGGCAUUACUCUUAUACAACUAGAGGAUGACGACGACGAUGAAAUUAUCGAAAGCGAAAAAGAAGACGAUGAAGAUGAGGAGGUACAGGAAGAUGACGAUGAUGUUGUCGAAGAUGAAGAUGAUGGUGCUCAGGAUCAACGUCAAGAACAAAGGCAUGAUGACAAAGCUCCAGAGAGUCAAGGUCCUCUCCAACCUAUGACAGAUGAGGAGAUAGCUGCUUUGACAGAGCGAAGACGCUUCUAUGAAGGCGACAAUCGUCCGAGCAAGCGCAAGCAACAAACGAUUCUCAGACAAACAGCGAAAAAAAUGAAGAUCGCAUCACUGAAUACUCCACGACGUCGUGAUGCUUCUGCAGCUGACGGAGGAAAUCAAGGAUCAGUGAAAACUCCUGUCCUUCCCCAGCAUCCAGAUGACCAGGACCUCGAAUUCGAUCCUAUCACUGGCCUUCCUCUCUCCCCACCUGUCGAAUCAGACCGCUUCGACCUUCUCAUUGGUUUUCGACCAACUGGAUGGGCUUUUCGGGCGCAAAGUACGGAAGUCGCACCUUGGAUCUCCAACAACGGCAAGACAAAAGUUAUUCACAUGCCUUACUCCGAACACAGCAGUUUUGCUGAGCUAGUCGGAUUUGUCAAGGCUCUACGGCCUAGAGAGGUGAUUCCCACAGUGCCGGAAGGCGGUAACGGAAGAAUCCCUGAUAUUCAGAAGUAUUUUCUAGACUGUACGGACGGUUCGCUGGACGAGAGAAGAAUCGAAUUUUACAUGAGGAAACUGGCACAGACUGCAACUUCGAAUCAUCAAGGCUCCUCGGGUUCGACAUCAACAACUACAACCGAGAAGAAAGACGUCACCAAAGACGCAAUUAUGCUCCUUUCACCUCCUGCUCCUGCGAGAUCGCCUUCCACUCGUCAGAGACCUGCUCGUAGACGCAUCCUAGACGAGGUAGAGCGAGACGCUGAGGCCACAUGGGAAGACUUCUCUCCGGGUCUGCUGAAAGGCUAUCAAAGAAAUGCUGGAAACAAUAAAGCAAAGAUCAAAAUUGGUGCUCCUCUUUCAGUUGCGGAUGAGGACAAGGACAAGAGAAGGAAACCUAACAACAGCAGCAACAGUGCUGAUCAAAACCAAGAGAACUCAGACGAUGACGUCCAAGAGAUUGCCGCAAUACCUGCGGCUUUACUAGCCAACGCAGCUGAGGAAGAAAGUGAAUUAGCCGAACUGAGAUCAAACCCGUUCGCUGGCAUUAUGCGUGAGCACAACUCAGGGAUGCGCGGUAGUCGUGGUCGUUCUGGUGCUCCCAAGAAAAAGACUAGAAAUACAUCAGCGACACACGCGACAUCAGCAAGGGUGACAUCAGGUGAUCAUGGAGGACUGUUGACGACGACACUAUCCACCACUAGUAGUUCCUCCGCCAGUCAACAGGAACAGAGUUUUUAUCAAGGUCCUCGUCUUCCUCCUGCAGCUACUACGAACAAAACAGCUGUAAAACCGCUAAAAGCGCCACUGAAUCUGCAGCAGACUUCAUUGUUCUCCUUUAUGCCUAGAGGGCAAUCGCAAACGCAAUCCUCUUCACCCCCAACCACGCUGACUGCUAUGAAGGAAACGAAAAGCAACUAUAAAAAUUCCGAAGACUACGUGCUAGCAGGUGGUACUGCAUCGGCUACAUCGUCUUCCUCCUCAUCCUCCGGAGACAAGAAUUGUCAUGGCAAACCAGCACCCGCCCAGCAGCCCAAUAGGACAGUGAAGCAGGUUUUUGAGGAUGGGUCUGUCUUGUACAAGGAGUAUGACUCCAGAGGACGUGCUACUUUCGUAGUCGACAAUGCUCAGAGAAAAAUAUGGGACCCAGAGGCUAUAUCAGAGAGUCUGUUUCCGGAGGCUGCGAAAGAAGUGGACAAAGAGGAGAACGAUGAAGAAGAUGUAGAAUUGGAACAAGAACGGAAUAAACGGGGGAAACAACCUAGUACUAUAGCUGCACAACCUAAAGCUAAAAUUACAGCUACUUCUACACAAAAAGUUGUUGUGCCUGAAGUGAUCGAGCUUACUUCUUCAGAUAGUGAAGGUGGUGACAUUCAAGGAAGUGGGAAGAAGUCGUGAUUUAUAAUGUGUUUGCAUUUGAAGAUACGCAGCAGAUUGAUGUAAAAGUCUUUCUUACAGCUUCAGAUCCUGAUCCCUGGUGUAUUCCAUUUGAU